Molecule: messenger RNA, 967 nt
Organism: Stomoxys calcitrans (stable fly)
Lineage: Eukaryota; Metazoa; Arthropoda; Insecta; Diptera; Muscidae
Product: DAZ-associated protein 2
Exons: 3
Coding region: 90-608 (172 amino acids)
Source: RefSeq, a predicted model, not a curated record
UAUUUUGCAAACACAAAGUUGAGAAAUCGAUGAUUAAACAUUGGACAUUGUGAAGUCGAAAUAUAUUAACAAAAGAAGACGCAAAAGUAAUGGCCAAUUCAGGAGGUGGAAAACCUCCUUUGUACCCUAACGCGCCACCACUAGGCAAUGAUGUGGCAGAAGAAUUUCAUAGAGGUGCACCACCUCCUUCCUAUGAGGAAUCAUUGAAAAUGUCCGCUGCUACUCCAGCUCAACGUUUUCCGGCACCCUACUAUCAACAACCAACAGCAGCACCACAACAGCCUUAUCAAUACCAAUUUCCCACACAACAGCCCAUGUCUUACGCGUCUCCACUACCACCAACUGCUGCGCAUGGAGGCUAUGUCAAUCCAUAUCCUGUUCACAUGCAACAACAUCAAAUGUACUAUAAUGCAGCAGCAAGCAGUAAUGCCAUGCAACAGAGCAGCAAUGUUUUGGAGUUCCACAAAAGGGCCGAUAUUAGAACUAAUGCCAAAGGUGCCAUACAUGUACCCCCACCACCACCAGGCUGUGCACCCACACCAGGCCAAUUGGCAGCCAUGACGGGACAACAGGUUAUGGUCAAACAAAAAAAGAAAUCAUUUUUCUAAACGUUGUUUCUUUUGGGUAAUGGAUUAAAUCCAAAGCACACAUAAAAAUGAUAAAUAUUUACAUUCAAUAAGUUUAAUAUACAUAUAUGUAUGUACCAACAAGUAUAUAAUAUUAUAAUGUACCUAGACUAUAUACCUCAUACAUUAUUAUUAACUGUUAAAUGUUUAUCUCACUUAUCGGGGUUGCAAUCAAGGCUCUUGCUUUAAAUUGUUACAUGAUUCAUAUUCAAGUUCUUGCAGAAACAAGAUUUUCUUAAAAAAAAUUAAUUAUAUGAAAUCUGUUGUUAUUAUUGUACAAAAUGUGAACAGACAGGACCCAUAUACACAAAUAUAAACUAAUAAAGUAGCCUUGAACCAAA